AUGCACGGCGAACACAAGUACUCCCUACCAGAUAAACGGUCUAGCCCGUCGCGGCAUGCACUACCACCAUCAUUUGUUCAUCCCUCCUCUUCUCCAAUCUACUCUACUUAUCUGCCGUCGCCAGCGAAUCCCAAUAAUCCUCUUCCUCACAACGCAGAUCCCCGUUUAGAGCGAAUGGACCCUUGCCGCCAAACAACGCUUACGAUCAAAAGAGGCCCCCGUAGCAUGUCUAUCCGUGACAUGGUCCACCGCCAAAAGCCCGCCAAAAAAGCUGGUCGCCCACCUCACGGCACCAAGAGCCCAUUGCCAUCACCCAUCAUCCCAUCAGUAGUUAGUGGGCCAUCACCCAUUACCCAUCGACCAUCCUCGUCCCAUCGCUCUCUUUCUCACACCUCAUUACCGAGCUUGAACCCGCCCAAUUUUUUCUGUUCGCAGGUCUCAGAUGUUGAAACAAUCCUGAUUCUGAGUCCUGACAUGUCCACAUCCAUCGUCCGCAACUUCUGUGACACUUCAAUUCUCCGUCGCCCUUCCACCCUAGUUCCCCGCUCGUCGCCCACGGCGUACGACGCAGAGGCAUCCCUCUCCUGCGCGGUGCCUGGGCGCAAUGCGUCGCUGGAGGUGACACAGAGACGCACCAUGACGGACUUCCCUGCUCGAUAGAUUGACCUUGCGAGGGUCGUUCGCUGAUCAGAACCUGCGGAAGCUCGGGCCCAACGUAUACAAUACUGUACGGCUCCUGCAGUCCAGUAUUGUAGUAGAAUAGCCAGAUCCGUCGCGACCAUGCCGAAUCCGCCGGCUGAUCUUGACAAUGGGAAAGAUGCGCCCAGGGAGUCGAGUUCCCGUUUAGGGUGUUCCUCGACUCACGUGAAGGGGAAAAGGGGGGCUCUACCAUCACCAUCGCUACACUACGACUGCUCAACAAUGUCUGGCAGAUACACAAGUCUCAACCAUGGGACGGCUUGCCUCAUCUCUCAUCCAAAAUCGUUGCUACGUGUCACAGUUCCAGUCGCCCAGACGAUGCACCACCA
Molecule: messenger RNA, 1028 nt
Organism: Aaosphaeria arxii CBS 175.79
Lineage: Eukaryota; Fungi; Ascomycota; Dothideomycetes; Pleosporales
Exons: 3
Coding region: 1-660 (219 amino acids)
Source: RefSeq, a predicted model, not a curated record